AUGGAGUGGACUUCCUCAAUGAAUGAUAAUGAAACUAUUAACUCUAAUUUCAUUAAGAAUGUUACCUAGUAGCUCUAUGAUAAUAAAAAACCAAGAGAGUUCUAAGAUGGGCAUCGCCAGAAAUCUCAGAGAUAGAUUAACCAAGAUAUCGAAGAACAAAAAGAACUAGAAAAUCAAGAGCGAAAGAGGAAAUAGUUAAAGAAAAUAAUGGAUAAAGAUAUCAAAUGUUCAAUAUGCUUGCAUAUGUUCGUCAAACCCAUUUCCUUAGUCUGCGGUCAUACGUUUUGCCAACUUUGCAUUUUCAAAUUUUUCCUAAACAAUACAAGGAAUUGUCCAUUAUGUAGACGACAAGUUACUCAGGCCUUCGAAAAAUACUUGAAAAUUCUCGUUUUGAAUAAUCAGGAGGCACAAAAUAAGAAGAUAAUGCAAAGAGUUCAACUGAAGUUUGACAAGAAUUAUGUUCCUACUGCCUACGAGAGAUUUAUCUGGCUUAUCAACAUGCUCUCCCCUUACUUCAAAACUAUAUUCUUCAUCUUUACUCCUAUCCUUAUCUUACUAUUUUAUGCAAAGAAUCUGAAGGAAGUACAGAAAAGCAAACAACAGGGUAUAACAUUAAUGAAAGAAUUGCAAAAUGACAAUAUAUUCUAUAUAUCAAACUCGAUCGAUCUUAAUUACUACGAAACACUUCUAGUCAGGCUAACUCAACUCCUAUUCUCAAUCUUUGGGUUUUGA
Stylonychia lemnae is the source of this 732-nucleotide messenger RNA. The record is from the annotation of a GenBank genome assembly. Lineage: Eukaryota; Ciliophora; Spirotrichea; Sporadotrichida; Oxytrichidae.